CCACGCUACCCCAUCCACGAGUUGCUGAUCAAUAUGCUGGGACGUGUUGCCUCUUGCCUGCACUCUCCACCUGCACCAUAGACUGUCCCUUUUCCGCAUUUGACCGGCGUCCUAGCAUUUCACGGGCCGGUAUUCCACGACCGCAUUACACGCAUACCACCUCUCACCUCCCAUCUCCCACCUCCCACACAUCCGGCGCGUCCCCGCCAUGUCGUUCCUCGGCGGCGCAGAGUGCUCGACGGGCGCCAAUCCGCUCAGCCAGUUCACCAAGCACGUGCAGGAUGACAAGUCGCUGCAGCGCGACCGCCUGGUCGGACGCGGGCCUGGCGGCAUGCAGGAGGGCAUGCGCAGCCAGCAGAUGGGCCCGCAGGACGGCAUGAUGAACGAGUUCAUGCAGCAGAACGCACAGCUGCCCCAGGGGCCCGGCCCCGCGUCGCCGUUCGCCAUGGAGCAGAUGCGCCGCGAGCUGGAGCGCGCACAACACAGCGGCUCGCCCGCCUGGGCCGCCGAGUUCGACCCCGGCCUGCAGGCGCCGCAGAUGGGGCCGUCGAUGCAGGAGCAGCGCCCGGCUGGCUUCAACCCCGCCGAGUUCGCCAAGUUCCAGCAGAUGAACCCCGCCGAGCGCACCGCGAGCCCCGCCGCGUCCGCGCAGAUGGGCUACCAGCGCCCAAUGCAGUACAGCGGCAUGGGCAUGGGCAUGGGCAUGGGUAUGGGCGGCAUGGGCAUGAUGCCGUCGUACGGCCAGCAGAACUUCCAGCCGCCCGUGCAGACAUCUGGCAAGGGCAAGGAGCGCAUGGUAGAGCUCGACGACCAAGACUGGGAGGCCCACUUCAAGCAGCUGGAGGAGACGGACCAGGACCUCGACGCGCUGGACGCAGAGGCCGCCAAGAACAUCGAGGCGGAGCUGAACGAGAUGGACAGGUCAGUAGACGCCGACGCCGACUUUGGCGACUUCGAGUCGGUCUGGAAGGGCAUCCAAGCUGAGACUCAACGCGCUAGGCACCUCGUCGACGACGCCGCCUUCGCCGACGGCAUGCACAUGGGCGACCUCGACCAGUGGGAGGGCUUCGACGGGCUCAACACCCACUCGGCCCGCGACCCGUCCAUGGGCGACUACCUGUUCGAGCAGGAGAACUUCUUCAAGAACGUCACCAACCCCUUCGAGGAGGGCAUGAAGAUCAUGGAGGAGGGCGGCAACCUGUCGCUGGCCGCUCUCGCCUUCGAGGCCGCCGUGCAGAAAGACCCCAACCACAUCGCCGCCUGGGUCAAGCUGGGCGAGUCGCAGGCCCAGAACGAGAAAGAGACGCCCGCCAUCCGCUCCCUCGAGCACGCCCUCAAGCAGGACCCGAACAACCUCGAAGCCCUCAUGGGCCUGGCCGUCAGCUACACAAACGAGGGCUACGAAUCCACCGCCUACCGCACCCUCGAGCGCUGGCUCGCCACCAAAUACCCCUCGCUCAUGAAAGAACCCCUCUCCUCCGACGCCGAAAUGGGCUUCACCGACCGCCACCUGCUGCACGAAAAAGUCACAAACCUGUACAUCCAAGCCGCCCAGCUCUCCCCGACAGGCGAGCAAAUGGACCCAGACGUGCAAGUCGGGCUGGGCGUGCUCUUCUACGGCGUCGAGGAAUACGACAAAGCCGUCGACUGCUUCGGCGCGGCCCUCGCCAGCACCGAGUCCGGCGUCAGCAACUCCUCGUCGCAGGUGCACCUGCUAUGGAACCGCCUCGGCGCGACGCUCGCCAACUCCGGCCGCAGCGAGGAGGCCAUCGACGCGUAUUCGCGCGCGCUCGCCCUGCGCCCGAAUUUCGUCCGCGCCCGCUACAAUCUCGGCGUCAGCUGCAUCAACAUCGGCUGCUUCACCGAGGCCGCGCAGCACCUGCUCGGCGCGCUCGCGAUGCACAAAGUCGUCGAGGCCGAGGGCAAGGAGAAGGCGCGCGAAGUCGUCGGGUCCGGGGUGUCGGAGUCCCAGCUCGAUAACAUGAUUCACCAGAACCAGAGCACGAAUCUGUACGACACGCUCAGAAGGGUGUUUGGCCAGAUGGGGCGCAGGGACUUGGCGGAUACGGUGGGGCCCGGGAUGAAUGUCGAGGCGUUUCGUGGCGAGUUUGAGUUUUGAGGGUGGUGGGGGG
Boeremia exigua is the source of this 2132-nucleotide messenger RNA. RefSeq lists its product as uncharacterized. Gene Ontology annotation, cellular component: cytosol; peroxisomal membrane. Lineage: Eukaryota; Fungi; Ascomycota; Dothideomycetes; Pleosporales; Didymellaceae. The record is from RefSeq and is a predicted model, not a curated record. The transcript has 2 exons. Gene Ontology annotation, biological process: protein import into peroxisome matrix, docking. Gene Ontology annotation, molecular function: protein binding. The coding region runs from base 209 to 2119 and encodes 636 amino acids.